AUGGGGGGUCAGUCUCUUCACCAGUUUCAGGCUCUGUUCUGGAAGAAUUGGCUUUGUCGUCUGAGACAACCGGUCCUAUCCCUCUCUGAAUUUCUCUGGCCAUGCACAUUAUUUCUAAUUCUGACUGUGAUUCGCUUCCAGGAACCUCCAAGGCACAGAGAAAACUGUUAUUUGCAGCCCCGGAAUUUGCCAAGCCAAGGAGUUUAUCCUUUUGUCCAAAGCCUACUUUGUAAUGCUGGCUCUAGAUGCAAGAACACCAGUUAUGUAGCACCAAAGGAUAUCAACUUCCGCACCUUCAGGUCCCCAAAUUCUCAAGGCCAUCAAGGCAUGGGGACUGAUUUGGCCUUUCUGGAAGAUAUUCAGGAGCUCACCCAAGGCAUUUCAAAAACAAUGGAGAAGGCCGUUGCUUUACAAAAACAUUGGAUGGAAGGUUCCAAGCUGUCAGGUUCUCACAAUUCUGCUUUCUCAAUGGUGGAUCUUAAUAAGACUGAAACUCUCAUAUCUAAAAUAGAAAAUCUUCAUCAUCAGCCCUACUUUUGGGAUUUCCUACGUUCCUUGCCAGGUCUGCAAACAAGCAACUUACAUCCUGAGUAUGGGCUCCAGGUUUUGGCACAGUUUCUGCAGACAAUUCUCAGUUCUUUAGCAUCUUUAGAAGAUUUGGAUUGGCUACCAAUCAACCAAACUUUCUUCAAGGCUGCUCAAAUAGGACUAAAUGUGACCGUUACAAUACUGGAAUUUCUCCAGGAGGAAAAAGUGGAAGUUAUUGGAACUGGAUACAACUUGUCACUAAGAAAUGUGUUGUGGAACCCUUUGAAGCUGAAAUCUGAUUUGACAUCCAAAUAUGGCUUCGAUGACCUUCGUGUUGAGAAGAUGCUGAAUUACACUGGCGAGUUAAAUGAGAUUCCCACAGACAGUUCACUGGAACAGUUUGUAUGUUCAGCCUUGUCCAACACAUCAGAAGCUGAAAUUGAAAACAGCUAUAAUCAUGGAAACUGUAACAUCUGGUGGUCAGAAGUCAAAGACUAUCUUGUCCACUCAGUCAGCUGGCUCCAAAUCUACAAACAGGUGAUUCAUCAAUGGCUAAAUGGUAGUGUGGUCCAGAAGAUUCUUACUGGAGUGGAACAAAGUCUAGUGGCUUUCAGAGAUCAAUACCCUGAAGACAGUGAGUCAUGGAAAGUGGCAUCAGUCCUGCACACCAUGAUCCACCUCCUGGAUGACAGUUUGGGACCAAACUACCUACAGUCUCCUAAGAUAUUAGUGUAUCUGGCAAAAUUUCAGACCGUUCUUCAAAAUCUGCCUCAUUGGCCAACUGUGAAAAGAUUGCUUCUGGUAAAUGGAGCUCUCAGAAAUGUGCUCAUCAAGAAUUUACAUUUCAUCCGAGAAGUUCUAAGUAAACUGGAAAGAUUGGCUCCAUUUUCUGAAACGGAUGACUUGAGCUCAUUGCAGCUAGAAAUGGACACAUUCUUCAGGGAUUUAAAACAGAUGCUGACAAAGAAUUACCCUUACCCAAGCCAAGAUGCACCUUUUGUUUCUGAAGAGAACUUUACUCUUUUGGAGAACUUCAAAGUCAUGAAAAUGCUAACCCAAUUAAGGGGGCACUCUCAUUCUUCCAAUGAGACAGUCUUUUUAUACAAUCUACUCCAUUCAGUCAAAGAGGCUGAUGGGACUUUUCAAGAGGUACUCUUUGGACGAAUAAAUCAACCCAUUUCAAUAACAGAAGACUUUCUGGGCUGGCAAGAAAUUGAACAACAGCUUGCAGAGAGUACAACACUUUGUUCUUGGUUGUAUCAGUCAUUGAGUACUCAGCUAUCACCCGGGGAGGGUGUCUCCUUUGUUUAUUGCCAGGAAAAGAUCAUUUCCACAUUAGUUUUCCGUACAUUGGAAGAAGUCCAAUUUGCUCUGGAACAAAAUAACCCCUGGAAAAACUUAACAGAAUUUCUCAGAAAAACAUGUGAAGUUGCUCAUCAUGUGAAUAAGCAAGAAAGUUUCCAAAGAGGUGCAUCUGCUACCUUUGAAAAAUCCCCUUGUAAAGGAGCAAAACUGGAUUGGAAAGCCAUCACUGAUACAUACUUUGUGUUUCUGAAAAAUUUGAUGAAAUCUCCAAGGAUGUCAGUGUUUAGGAUUUUGAUGUACACCAAGGAUCUUCUGGAGAUGGAAAAGAAGUCGCAUACCUAUGAAGAUGAAGUGACAACCUUUUGGCUGUCCUUUGUAGACUUUGUGGAAAAAAUGGUACUGCCUGGGUCUUUGGUCUCAUCCAAUCAUUCCAUAUUCCAGAACCUUGCAGACCUCACUGAAGUUAUCUGGAAUAAGACUCUUUGGAGGAUGAAUACCUCUAGAAGUUUAGAGGCUGAACCAUCUCUUAAUACUCAGAAAUUUUCUGAAUUUAGUAAGGAGGUUAUAGAGAAAAUACAAGUUGUUUCAGGACUUUGGAAAAGGAAUGAAUAUGAAAGAUUUUUGAGAAUCUUGGAAUUAAUACUUUAUGAAAUUAAUCCUAAACUUUUAGAACUAUGGAUGUAUGGCAUCCCCAAAAGAGAAAAGGACAAAUUGGAAACUUUAUCAACUCUUUUAAAUUUGUCCAUUCCAGAAAAUCAGAGAGUCCUUGGAAAGAACUUCAACUUUUCUCUGCAUUUCCAUAAUUUAUCUGAGUCAGAAAAUUUAGACUUGGAUUUUGUACAUUUAAGUGAAAUUGUCAUAAAUAGUUUCUAUGAGCUUGGAUUAGUUAAGCAAGAACAAGUCACUGCAGCCCUGAAGACAGUUUAUGCCCUACACAACAUAUCUAUGCUUUCCUCAUCAUUUUCUGUUUCUCAAAAACAGUACUUGGAAAACAUUUUGACUCAAAUCUAUCAAAAUAUCUUUCAGGACAAGGAUUCUGUUGCACUUUUCCGAUUAUAUUCUUCAAUUUACCAAGAUAUUUAUCAGUUGAUCUCCAGUUUGCAGAGUAGAGAGUCUUUGUCAACUUUCUUUAUUCAAAUUUCAAGAAGCAUUUCUGCUAUUAUCAAGGAGUUUAAUUUUCAAGACAUGAGCAAAGCUUUUGAAUUUCUGUCUGAGGUUACGAGCUUUCUUGAUCGAGUCUCUGAAGAAUCACUUUGUGAAAAGCUCUUUUCGGUUUAUAACUAUCUGGAACUUCAAGUCAAAUCCCUAAUCCCUAAGGAAAACCAAGAAACAAAAAUGAUAUAUGCAACUCUGCUGAGUCUGAAACAGUUGCUCAUAGUAGAUAAGAAUUUUCGGAUAUCAUUACUUCACUAUCUGAAUCAACUUUUCAAUAACUCAGAAGAAUACUUGAAUAACCAAUGCUUUGAUUUGGAUGAUAAGCUUCUCUCUUUGAAUCAGUCAAUGGAUGUGAGAAAUUCCCUAAUCCUUCCUUGGAUCCACAUGCUUUCAAAUCUAACAAAAAAUAUUGUCAUCAAUGAAUCUUUAGCUAUGCAGUGUACCUUUUCAUGGGUCCAAGUAUGGUUUGAAAUCUGGGGUGCCAUGUCUCAAGUCUUAAAGUUUGAUUCUAAAUUUUUUCCUUCUCUCCAGAUUGGCCUCAAGGAACUUUCUUCAGAACUGAGAAAUAGUUUUGAACAUUUUGAAGCAUGCCAGAGAAUGUUUCCUGACCAUGUUCCUAUAAGAUUUAUUAAAAAUUUAUUAAAAAGUGUAGUUCAAGAUGAUGAUGCCAGAAGUUGGAAUGCCCUUACUGGUCUCUCAUCUAUGCUAGACAGUUCAGUAGCCAUCAUGAAAUCACUAAAUACAGAGGAAGUAGAGAAAUCUCUUUUGACAGUGGAAAAUGAAGUGCUCAAAUUAAAAGAAUCUCCAUUAAAUAUUAAUAUUAGCAGAAAGUUUUUUUACUCUCUGUUUGAAGUUUUCAUGGAGCUAAGCAAUACAACAAGAAUUAUAGACCAAGAUUCUCUAACAGGUUCUGGAGAAGACUAUGAAACUGCCUUCACUGUUUUACAAGAGACAAUAAGAUUCCUUAGAAAUGUAUCCUAUAAUCAAGAUUUAUUGUCUUGUGCUGGCAUUUUACAGAAUAUUACCAAUUUAGUUAUGGAAGGUGAUUUAGCUUCAAAAAAUACAUCACAAAAAUUAUUAAGUGUGUUGGCAAUUUUAAAAUCCAUUUUAACCUCUGAAGAUAUAAUUAGUAGACUAGAAGGUUGUACUGCAUGGGUAGAUAUAAUUAGAAAUCUAGGUGUCAAAUAUAAUAAUACUUCUUCAUCUGGCCACUCACAGGACUUUUUAGAAUUGUUUUUAUCUUCGAGAAAUGUCAACAACACAAAAAUCACAGUGAGAAAGAUGUUGGAUUUUGUUACCUUCAUAUUAAGUUCAACAAAACCUCUCUGUUCUUUGAAUGAUUCGGAUAUGCAUUGCCUGAAUGUUUACUUUAGAAAUGUAACUAACUUUGUAAAAGUUGUAUUUACUUCAUUGUUUGAAAAAGAAAAGAUGCCAAUGCUUGAUUUUAUAUUAAUGAUUUUAAAUAAUUCAGAAGACCAAAUCAGAGUAAUUAUCAAUAAUUUAACAAGAACCUUAGAAUUUUCAUCUGAUAUAAACUGGAAAAAUUUUACUGAAUUAAUCAUAAGAGCCUUAGAAAAGUCAGAUAACUUUCCUAACCAAUUCCAAAUUGUAUGGCGACAAUUAAUAGCAUUCUUCAGGGAAAUUCAAAAACUUGUGAAAAAUAUUACUCUUAAAAUCUUAGAAAAUAAUUCAUCUGACAUUGGAAAAGUUUUAAAGGUGUUUACAAAUUUACCAAAGGAAAAAAGUGCAAAUCUGUUAGGUGAUUCAAUUCAAAAUUUAGGCAGUUAUUUUGCAUUUAAUUUGUCUCAUGAUUUACAAAAUUCACCAAUCCAUGCAAUUAUGAAUGCAAUAGGUCUUGAUAUUCAACUGGCAAGGGAUGUGAUGAAUUCCUUAUUGCCAUCUAUUCUUCCUAACAUUCCACAAAAUUCAAGGAAUAUGAAAGUUUUGAAGAAGAUCAGCACUCUGAUACGCAACCUCAAGAAUGCAGACAUAGAGCUCUUGGUAGAUCAACUUGACCAAAUUAGUGGGAGCCUUCGGGAUUUUUUAAAGAAUAUCAGUGCUUUAGAGGAUGGAAAUUUGGGGAUUGACUUAUUAGUUGGAUUAAUGAAGACUUUUGUACACAGCUCACGUUCUUGGAACAUUAACCACCUGUGGCAACUCUCACGCUUGUUUCCUAAGGAUGAAGUUGAUGCAGUAGUAGAUGCAUAUUACGUGCUUCCUGAUGGAGUGAGACUUUUACAGAGAAUAGCUCAUAAGAACAUUACAGAGGUCCUACUGGAGGUCUACAAUUUCACAUUGGUUCAUGGAGCUAGCAUUUCCACCAUCACUAAAGAAGAUUUUGCAAGUGCUGUAAAAGGCCUUUUGGACAUAACAGAGUUAGUUAUAGAUAAGCCAAAUAUUGCUGCAGAAGCUUUAAGUUGCCUUCCUAUAACUUGGUGCUCGAACCGUACGACUCUACAGUUUCACAAGGAUAUAGUAAUGGAAAAGUGUAAUACACAUAAGUCAGCACACCCUUUGUUGUAUAGCAAGAUGGCUGAUCUCUUUCAUCGCCUCCAGCUGAUGCCUUUGGAAGAAGAUUUACAAUGUUCAAAUGAGAGUUUAAGGAUAGAAAUGACUCACAAGGUAUACUGUUUCUUUCAUGAAUUAGCUGCAUGGAAUUCCAUUCUCCUAAAUUUUUCUGAGGCCCUCCAUGUCAAUAAUUCACUUCUGAAAGAACUUCAAGGGUCUUGGUACAAAAUAUCACCCUAUGUCUUAUCUUCUGGAAAACCAAACAAUGCUAAUGACUCCAUACAUUGUAGGGUAGUCCCAGGGAAAUGGAUUGCUUUGAGAGUCAUAGAAAAGCUAAAAAAAAUGAACUUCACAAAGUCUUUGUUAGUUACAGAUAUUUUGAAACAGUUAACAGGUCUGAACAAGAUCCAACACUGGAAUGUGGACAAAGAAACAUUGGUUCUAAACAAAACUACCACGAAUUGGAAGAAGUGGACAAAACUAGCUUCUAGUUUUGGUGUGGAAAACAUGACUUUUUUUCUGUCUCCUUCAAUGCAUUUAUCUUCUAAAGCAAAACAAAUUAAUGAUCUCUUAAAAGCAUUACUAAGUUUUGGUAGGACUAGUAACAUUACUGACAACCUUGAAACCCUAUGGUUUGAGUCAGGGAGAUCUGUGCAAGACCUAUGGAAGAAUUUUAGUAUUAGUCAUAUAUUCUCUUCAGUCAAACAAGGAAUUCAAAUAAUAAAAUCACUGGCUGAUCAAAAUACAACAUUGCCAUUUGCUUAUUUUUUGACACAAUUUAAUUCCUCAUUUCUACAUGGGGCUAGAUUCCUUGAAGACCUAAUAUUAGUUACUAGAGACUUGUUCCACAAAUACACAAUUGGAAAUUUCUCUACAACAAUAGAUACGUUGAUCCUUGCUUUGACCAAUGAAAGUUCCCUUCAUGCUAGGGCAUUGAACAUUGAUGAUAUUACAGACUUUCUAGAACACUUCAAGAAUAUUUCUAGAGAAGGAAUCAUUAAUAUUACAUUUGUUGCUCAUUUGUUAAAUCUAGAAAAACAAGCUAAUUUCUCUGGUGCUCAAUUUCUUUUUGAAAGCAGCCUGAUUAGCGCAAUCAAUAACUUUGCUUGGAGUUUUCUGGAAGCAGCCCUACAUUCAAAUGACACUGACCUUCCAAUAAUGGACUUCAUUGAUCUGGUAUUUAACUACACACAGUUUGAAAAUAAUAAAGGAAAUCUCUCUCUCCACCCAAGCAGCACAAUGGAACUGUUCAAACAAUUUUUUCACAAAUUCUUCUUUCCACCAAAGGGAAAUUUUGAGUACAAAAUAUUUGCCCUGCUGAAAGACAUAUAUGCAGAUAUAAUGGCUGAAAUGAGUAUUGCUCCAAAAGACAAAAUUUUAGAUCUUCUGAAACUGGAUCAAUUUACUAACCUGGGGAAAGAAGGCAUAUUACUCAGCAACUAUUCUAGUUUAAGAAAAAACAUUUUUGAUCUAAUCAAAGACUCAUUCAUAUUACAAGAUGGUGAAUUUUAUUUUGAUACUCAACAGAAGCUAAAGUUCCUCAGAGAUUUAGUUCAUAUUAUUUUAAGAGCUACCCCUGUAAGAAAUGACAUUGGAAAUGAUGCUGAACUGCUUAUAAAUAAGACUCACUUGCUGUCCAAGAUGAAUAAUUUUGAGGACCUUUUAGAACUCAAUAAAGAUCUUGACUCUGCAAUUCAACUUGUGAGAAAAAAUUCUGCAAAAAUACUCAGCCUCAUGGAUAUUAUCUUUAGCUAUCAUAUUAAGGAUCUGCAUGCCUUUUCCUCUACACUCCAAGUUGUUCUUGCUAAUUUAACAGAAUUAGUGACUUUUGUAGAUAAUGUUUUCCCUUCAAAAGAGAGAAAAGUAGUAGAAAUUACCAAGCGAUUAUUGGACGUAAUUGCCUAUGGAGAAAAGGAUAUUCCAGAAGGUUUCUUGGAAAUGUCUCAGGCUUUGAGCACUUUGUUGCAGGACAUCAAGAAAUUAAGAGCUCUUUCACAAUCAGUAGAUGCCAUGGUUAAAUUCCUUAAUCUAUCUAAGAAGGUCUCAGCUCAAGUGGUCACUGUUUUAGAAACUCGCUUCAUUUCCAAGACAAAGGGAAAGUUAAGUUCCCUUGACACGCUCUAUUCUUUUUUGCAAGAAGCUGUUCACAGUGUAGUAGAUGAAAUAACUUCCAUAAGGAAUUUAGAGCCUUUAAGUUACCAGGAAGUAGAAAGCCUGCUGAAGCUGUUGCUGGAUGUCACCUCUUGGACUAUUGAGAUUAAACCCAUUAUUUCCAAAGACUCCAAGCUUCUGGAUAAAUCAACUAGUUCCUUUUCAUAUCUAAGCCAAUCCAAAAACAUUUCUGAGAUUGUACAAGAAAUUGCUGUGUUUAUAAUCAAUUCAAAAAACCAUUCUGUAGAGCUGGAGCAUCUUGUAUUAGCUCUGAAAAAUGCAACCCAAACUUUAUCCAUAGAUGCUAAAACUCUAGUGGGAGAAGUUCUUGAUUGUUUGGUGCCAAUAAACAACCUCACUAGCCAGGUGGACUUUUUAAAUUCUAAUCUGAAUUCCUCCCAUCCUUGGCUUUGGGAUACAAAAUGGGAAAGACUUUACAAAAUGGUACUUUUUUGGAAUGAAAUACUGUCUCAGAACAGCCCAGAAAGUGGGGCUAAGUUGAAAAUGGUGAUUGCUCUAUCUUUAGAAGCUUUGUGGAAUAAUUUACAGGAAGGUGGCUGGGAUAUAUUUAAUCUGCUGCUGACAUUUGCACAGCAUCCAAACAACCUUUCUCAAGCCAUAGAAAGCACUGGGAAGAUGCUGAGUGUUUCUGGAGGAGAAUUCAGUAAGACUCUAUUUUUUAACAGCUCUAACAUUCACAACAUGACCCACCAGGAACUUGAAAAAGCAGUUCAAGUUGCAUUAAAUAAAAUAGCUCUCUGGAUGGAAUGGCUACUUCUACACCACUCACAGUGGAGACAUUCUACAAAAGCUUUAUUCCCACUCACUUGGGAGACUUCUGUUAAUGUAACUACUGGAAAAGGUGUGAUGUCAAAACCACCAAACAACAUUAAGGGAGAAAAGAAUAAUUUUUUACUUACAUUCAAACCUUCAUCAUGUUUUGAAAAGUCCAUUAAAAGAAUAGUUUCCCUGGCAAAAUACUGGCAAAAAGGACCACUACAAAAUCAAAGUGUCUUGGAAAUAUGUCAGUUUUUCCAGAAGCACUUAAAGCCUUCUACUGCCUUAACUCUGAAUAAGGUGAAGAUGACAGUUUUGAAUGUGUUAACCAUCCUAUCAGAGGAACCUGCUUUUACUAAGGACAUUUUGUGUACUCUUCUGAGCUGCAAAGAUGGACUAAUAAGACAUCUCCUCUUGUCCGUUGUACAAGGAGUUACUUUAGUUCAUGGCCACUACCAGGAAUUUGAAAAUAUUUGGUCCUUGUCCAAUCCUGGACAUUGUGAAAGCCUUUUGCAUACCAGCAGCAAGCUUUCUAGUACCUUGGAAAGUUUUAAGAGAAGCCUUGGAAAUGCUACAGCCAGAGACUGCGAAUGCCAUCCAACGUUAGAAGCUGUUAAGCAACGCGUGCAAAUGUUGGCCAGAAGCCUUGAGAAGCCUUUAUCAGGAGACCCCAUUAUGGCUUUUCUUAGCAAUUUCAGUGUAACUGGGGAUGUGAGGAUAAAGGAUUGUGUGCAGAAUGUCACCAAGUUAACAGAGGAGCUACGUUCUUUGACCACUAUCUCAGAAAAAACCAUCAGUAGUAUUCUAGAAGCAAAUAUCUCACAUUCAAAGUUACUUUCCAGUGCCCUUACAGUAGCUUUGGCUGGAAAAUGCGAUGAAGAAGUUAUCGGCCUCUUGCUGACACUUCCUGCAGAUGGAAAAGCUCUUGCAGCUAGAGAAUCGUGUGUUCUGCCUGCAUCGGACAUGUAUACUUUGAUUGUACUCAUUAGUCGGAACCUGGAUUUGCAUAGUGUCAUUUACAAAAUGUUGAUACCACCAGAGGCAGAUUCCUUACUGAACUCCUUGUUGGAUGUGGUUUCGAGCAUCGACUCUCUACUUACUAAGGCUCAGCACAUUCUCAAAUAUCUCCCUGAGUUUCUUCAAUUAUUUAAAAGUAUUCCUUUGCUUGAUAAUCUUGAAUUUCCACAGUUUUCACAAGAUGUCCAGUCUCGAAGUUCAACCUUUGGCUCUCUCCAGUCUGUGAUGAAGAUGGUUUGCAAAGAAGCAUCUUUCCUUAGUAUCUCCAACAUGUUCAUUAACUUGCCCAGAGUUAAUGAUCUCUUGGAAGAUGACAAGACAAAAUUCAACAUUCCCAAAGAUUCAACACCAUUUUGCCUGAAGCUAUAUCAGGAGAUUUUACAGUCUCCAAAUGGAGCCUUGGUGUGGGCGUUCCUAAAGCCUUUAUUGCAUGGGAAGAUACUGUACACACCCAACACUCCAGUGAUUAAUAAGGUUAUUGAAAAGGCAAAUUACACCUUUGUCUUUGUGGACAAGCUGAAGAUUGUUUUGGAAACAAUGCUGAAACUGUCUAGUAUCUUUCAGAAUGGUGGAAAUGCUCAAAUGAUUAACCAUCUCCAGGAAGCCCUGGGAAAUACAUUUAUCAAAAACUUUGUAGGAAGACAAUUGCAGAUUGAUGUGGAGAAACUCACUGAAAAGUUACAGAACUAUGCUGAGAUGUUGGGCAAGAUGUUUAAUCACUCAAAGGCUGAACAGUUUCAUUCAUUGGCCCAAAUCAUGGUAAACAUCUCAUCCUGUGUACUUCUAAAUCGCUUCCAGCCUCUGGAAUCUGUGGAAAUACUGGAGAGAGAAGCUCACAGGCUCAUACAACAAAACAAUUUAUUGGCUAGCAUUAUAUUCAACAGUUCCUUAACCAGCGAGAGAUAUGAAUCAGAUUUGGCUGAUCUCCCACAUCAUUUCAUCUAUACAAUUAGAACCAGUGUUCUGUACAGUAUGAGAACAGAUUUGGUCAAAAACCCUUUGUGGAAAUUCCAUCCCCAAAGUCUUCCAGCUGAUGGGUUCAAAUACAAUCACAUUUUUGUUCCUCUGCAAGACAUGAUUGAAAGAGCUAUCAUUUUGGUGCAAACUGGACUAGAUACGUUGACACCACCAAUACAAGCCCAAGCCAUGCCAUAUCCCUGCCACACCAGUGACUUAUUCUUGAACAAUGUUGGCUUUUUCUUCCCAUUGAUAAUGAUGUUGACUUGGAUGGUAUCUGUAGCCAGUAUGGUCCGAAAGCUGGUUUAUGAAAGAGAGAUUCGUCUUGAAGAGUAUAUGAGGAUGAUGGGUGUUCACCCCACUGUUCAUUUCCUCGCUUGGUUUCUGGAGAAUAUCAUCAUACUUAUUAUAAGCAGCUGUGCUCUGGCCAUCAUCCUGAAAACAAGUGGCAUCUUUGUGCACAGCAACGCUCUCAUCAUUUUCCUUUUCCUCCUGGACUUCGGAGUUUCGGUCGUCAUGCUAAGCUUCUUACUCAGUGCAUUUUUCAGCACUGCCAAUACUGCAGCCCUGUGUACCAGUUUGGUGUAUAUGAUCAGCUUUUUGCCUUACAUAGUUCUCUUGGUCCUACACAACCAAUUAAGUUUUGCACUUCAGACAGUUCUGUGUUUUCUAUCUACAACUGCCUUUGGGCAAGGUGUAUUUUUCAUUACAUUCUUAGAAGGACAAGAGGCAGGGAUUCAGUGGAAUAACAUGUACCAAUCUCUGGAGCAAGAAGGAGACAUGACAUUUGGCUGGGUGUGCUGGAUGAUCCUCUUUGACUCAAUGGUGUAUUUUAUAUGUGGAUGGUACUUCAGUAAUUUGAUUCCUGGAAAUUUUGGUUUAAAGAAACCAUGGUAUUUUCCCUUUACUGCGUCAUACUGGCAGAACUUGUGUGGCUUCAAGAUGAGGACGCAACAACAUUUCCACUCCAAUCUAUUGUUCUUCAAUGAGAACUUCAUGAAUAAAGGAUCACUGCCAUCAAAUAGGCAGAAAACAAUCGAGGACAGAGUCCAUGCAGGAGUGACACUGGUAUCAGUUACCAAGGAGUAUGAAGGUGACAAAAAGGCUGCAGUUAAAGAGCUUACGCUCACAUUUUAUAAAGGUCAAAUCACUGCUCUGCUGGGGCCCAAUGGUGCUGGAAAGACCACAAUUAUAUCUCUGUUGACAGGACUGUACCCUCCUAGUUCUGGUACCAUCAUUAUUAAUGGCAAGGAUAUGCAGACACAGCUUGCUGCCAUCAGGAUGGAAAUGGGUGUAUGUCCCCAGUAUGAUGUCCUAUUUGACAACUUAUCUGUACGGGAACAUUUAUUGCUAUUUGCUUCAAUAAAGGCACCACUGUGGACAAAGAAGCAGUUAUAUCAACAAGUCAAUAAAACCCUUCAAGAUGUGGAGUUAACCCACCACCAACACAAGCACAUCAGAGCUCUCUCUGGGGGAAUGAAAAGAAAACUCUCCAUUGGCAUUGCCUUUAUCGGAAACUCAAACGUCGUUGUUCUGGAUGAACCUACCAGUGGUGUGGAUCCUUGUGCCCGCCGGGGCAUUUGGGAUAUUCUACUGAAGUAUCGAGCAGGCCGUACCUUAAUCUUCACCACACACCAUCUUGAUGAGGCAGAAGUGCUUAGUGAUCGCAUUGCCAUACUCCAGCAUGGGCAACUUAGAUGUUCUGGUUCUCCCUCCAGCCUGAAGGAAACCCACGGCCAUGGGCUCCGUCUGAAGCUGACAAAACAACCUUUCAUUCUGGAGAUGCAAGAUGGCAAGGAAAUAGAUCGAGUUACAUCUCUGAUACAGAUCUACAUUCCACAAGCAUUUCUUAAAGAAAAUGAUGGGAAUGAGCUGACUUAUGCAAUUCCAAAGGAUACAGAUAAAGCAUGCUUUAAAGGUCUCUUUCAGGCACUGGAUCAAAAUCUACAUCAUCUAUAUCUAACUGGCUAUGGAAUUUCAGAUACCACCUUAGAAGAGAAGCAGUCUGCAUACCAGCUUCAGGCCAUUGCUUUUGGUUGCACAUGUGUUCAGAUGGUUUUCCGGCCGGUGCCUCUGGGGUCCCGCCCCCUCCACGCGGGAGUCAGGGCUGCGUCCAGCAAGGAGCACCUGAAGAAGCUGCGGCAGAAGGCCGGCUACUCCUUCACCAACUGCAAGAAAGCGCUGGAAACUUGUGGCGGCGACCUGGCCCAGGCAGAAGCGUGGCUCCAUAAGCAGGCCCAGAAGGAAGGAUGGAGCAAAGCUACUAAACUUCAGGGAAGAAGAACUAAGGAAGGGCUGAUUGGAUUGUUACGGGAAGGGAAUUCAGCUGUAAUGGUGGAGGUGAACUGUGAGACAGAUUUCGUUUCGAGAAAUUUAAAAUUUCAACAACUGGUCCAGCAAGUGGCUCUUGGAACCAUGCUACUGGGAGAAAACUUGACUCUUAAGCGAGCUGCAUGGGUGACUGUACCAGAUGGAUUCUACAUUGGUUCCUAUGUACAUGGAACAAUGCACAGUCCCUCUCUCAGUAACAUGGUGCUUGGGAAAUAUGGCGCAUUGGUCAUCUGCCAGACAUCUGAAGAGAAACUGAAUCUUGAAGACCUUGGCCGACAACUUGGUCAGCACGUCGUGGGAAUGGCACCUCUGUCUGUAUGCUCAAUGGAAGAUGAGCCUGGUGGAGAAGAGGAAACAAAGAUGCUUGCCCAGCCCUAUUUGCUGGAUCCUAGCAUCACAUUGGGACAGUAUGUAAAGCCCCAGGGCGUGUCUGUGGUAUUUUUGAAGCUUUUUCAAGACUCCAAAAACAAACCACAUAGUCCUGACACACUAGACAAGGAGUCUCGAUAUGAGAGAAGCACAGAACAACUGCAUGACAAUACAGACAACCGGGGCAGAGCCAGCGCCACCGUGACCAUGAGGCUGCCCAACAUCCUGCUCACAGGUACACCAGGGGCUGGAAAGACCACACAAGGUAAAGUACUUGCAUCAAGAACGGGACCGACAUACAAUAAUGUGGGUGAUUUAGCACAAGAAGGACAUUUAUAUGGCUUUGAUGGCUUUGAUGAAGAAUGUGAAUGUCCCAUUUUGGAUGAGGACACAGUAGUUGAUGAGUUAGAAAAUAAAAUGAAAGAAGGAGGAGUUAUUGUUGAUUACCAUGGCUGUGACUUCUUCCCUGAACGAUGGUUUCAUAUCAUUUUUGUGCUUCAAACAGAUAAUUCUGUACUGUAUACAAGACUCGAAAAGAGGGGAUACAGUGUAAAGAAACUACAGGACAGUAUUGAGUGUGAAAUUUUCCAAAUUCUUUAUGAAGAAACCAUGGCCUCCUACAACCGUGAAGCAGUACACAGGCUGCCCAGCAACGUACCAGAAGAACUAGAGAAUAAUUUAGAACAGAUAAUGAAAUGGAUUGAGCAUACAAUGGUUCAGCUUUCAGUAUUUCUCUGUGACUACAGGAAUGAAGAUUUAAAGAAAAGGAAACAGCUGGAGCCUAACAAAGACAACUCCCAUAGGAAGAUAAAGCCCAAUCAAGGAGGCAUGCUGCUUGUCACACAGAUGGCUGCUCUGCUUAUGAAGAGGUUUCACCACACCAGGAGGGGCUGGAAAGGCACAUUGUCAGAUCUGGUGCUGCCUGUUCUCUUUGUGGCUUUAGCAAUGGGCUUGUUCAUGGUGAAGCCAUUAGUAACAGAUUACCCCUCACUCAAAUUGACACCAGGGCAUUAUGACAGUGAAGAAGCAUAUUUUUUUAGCAGCGAAAGUGAAGACACAGGUCUUUCUAGAGUCCUUCUGAGAAGCUUCAGUGUACAGGAUCCACUGUGUGCAAAUUUUCGGCCUGAUCUAAAAAACUUUUCAUGCUGGCGAAGUGACCCGUUUACACCCAGAGAAUUCCAGGACUCAUGUGCUUGUUUGAAAUGUCCAAAAGAGAACACCAGUGCGCCCUACCUGAAGAACAGUAAGGGAAAUAUUCUGUUUAAUCUUUCGGCAUUUGAUGUAGAAGAAUACUUAUUGUGGCCUUCAAAAAAACCAAGACUUGGAGGUUGGUCUUUUGGAGUGAAGAUCCCUAACCAAGGUCAAGACACAGAUAUAAACAUGUCAAAACCUCAAACUCUGGUGAAGGUCUGGUAUAAUCAGAAGGGGUUUCAUGCCUUACCAUCUUAUCUAAAUCACCUAAACAACCUAAUUCUGUGGCAACAUUUACCACCUUCUGUGAACUGGAGACAGUACGGAAUAACACUGUAUAGUCACCCAUAUGGAGGAACCUUACUGAAUGAAGACAAAAUACUAGAGAGUGUCCGCCAGUGUGGAGUUGCACUCUGCAUCAUGUUGGGUUUCUCAAUCCUCACCGCAUCGAUUGGCAGUUCUGUAGUAAAAGACCGAGUGUGUGGAGCGAAGAGGUUGCAGCACAUCAGUGGACUCGGCUAUAGGACCUAUUGGUUUACUAAUUUCAUUUAUGAUAUGCUGUUUUACCUGGUUUCAGUCAGCCUGAGUAUUGGAGUUAUUGUUGCUUUCAAGCUAACAGCCUUCACUUUCCGAGAGAACUUGGCAGCCACUGCCCUCCUGCUGGCCCUUUUCGGUUAUGCAACUCUACCAUGGAUGUAUCUUCUAUCCCGAAUCUUUUCCAGUUCUGAUGUGGCUUUCAUCUCUUACAUCUCUUUAAACUUUAUCUUUGGCCUUUGCACUAUGUUAAUGACAAUAAUGCCGAGAUUACUUGCUGUGGUCUCCAAAGAACAGAAUUUGCAGGAUAUCUACAAUGUCCUCAAAUGGGUCUUUACCAUUUUCCCUCAAUUUUGCCUGGGCCAAGGUUUAAUAGAACUCUGCUACAAUCAGAUUAAAUUUGACCUAACCCACAACUUUGGCAUUGAUUCCUAUGUGAGUCCUUUUGAAAUGAAUUUCUUGGGUUGGAUCUUCGUGGCGAUGGCCCUGCAGGGCACAGCUCUUCUUCUCUUGAGAAUCCUGCUGCAUUGGGACUUGCUUCAGAAACCAAGGAGUCACCCAGUCAUUCUUGGUCUAGUCAAUCCUUCUGAAGAUAUGGAUGUCAAAGAGGAGCAAGUGAGAAUUUGGACUGGAAGAACAAACAAUGACGUUCUUGUGCUCCGGAACCUCCGGAAAAGUUACCAAGGUUUUGGCAAGAGGAGCACUGCUGUGAAUGAUAUUAGCUUGGGAAUACCAAGAGGAGAGUGUUUUGGCCUACUGGGAGUGAAUGGAGCUGGGAAAAGCACGACAUUUAAAAUGCUGACGGGUGAUAUCACUCCAUCUUCGGGAUAUGCUACCAUCAGGAAUCCAAGAGGGGAUGAAAUGGUCCUAUCUUCUUCUGGUGCUGCAGGCAUUCUCAUUGGUUACUGUCCCCAGAGAGAUGCCUUGGAUGAGUUUCUAACUGGCUGGGAACAUCUUCAUUACUACUGCAGCCUGCGUGGAAUCCCCAAACAGGAUAUCCAUAGGGUUGCUGGAGAACUUGUUAAUCGACUACACCUUGAGGCUGAUAUUGAAAAACCAGUGAAUACCUACAGUGGAGGAACCAAGAGAAAACUAUCCACUGCUCUGGCUUUGGUGGGGAAACCUGAAAUUCUCUUACUGGAUGAACCCAGCUCUGGAAUGGAUCCUGGCUCUAAGCGGUACCUCUGGAAAACUAUAAUGAAGGAAGUUCAGGAAGGAUGUGCUGCAGUUCUUACCUCACACAGCAUGGAGGAGUGUGAAGCCCUUUGCACUCGUCUGGCAAUCAUGGUUGAUGGCAGUUUCAAGUGUCUUGGUUCUCCCCAGCAUAUUAAAAACAGGUUUGGAGCUGGAUAUACUGUCAAAGUUUGGCUAAGCCAAGAAACAAGUCAACAUGAUGCCAUCUCUGACUGUCUCAAACUCCAUUUCCCAGGAAUCCAAUUUAAGGGACAACACCUUAAUUUAUUGGAGUACCAUGUGCCACAGAGAUGGGGGUGUUUAGCAGACUUGUUCAAAGUUCUAGAGAACAAUAAGACUUUGCUCAACAUCAAACACUACUCUAUUAACCAGACCACUUUAGAACAGGUCUUUAUUAGCUUUGCGACCCAGCAGCAGCAAACUCCAUACCCUACCUUGGAAUCUUCCACCAACUAUAUUCAUCCUCAUCCUGUGUCAAUCUAG
Molecule: messenger RNA, 16500 nt
Organism: Trichosurus vulpecula (common brushtail)
Lineage: Eukaryota; Metazoa; Chordata; Mammalia; Diprotodontia; Phalangeridae
Gene: ABCA13
Product: ATP binding cassette subfamily A member 13
Exons: 67
Coding region: 1-16500 (5499 amino acids)
Biological process (GO): translational elongation; lipid transport; transmembrane transport
Cellular component (GO): intracellular membrane-bounded organelle; membrane
Molecular function (GO): ABC-type transporter activity; lipid carrier activity; translation elongation factor activity
Source: RefSeq, a predicted model, not a curated record